UCACUUGCCGUUCGCAACGCUCACGAAAUCAUUUUAUCCUUGUUGUUUAUCGAAAGUUAAACAAAAAAGAUACGAUAGGUAACGCUCGCACGAGCGUUGCAAACGGCAAUUGGAACUUAUUUUCACCAUUUUCACCCUCGGUAAAUAUACCGCAGUCAAAAAAAAAAAGCGGUUAAUUCGCCAAAAUGUGAGAAUCAUCAGAUAUAUAACCACAGUAUUGUUUAUAUAUUAAAUACUGUAUAUAUUCAGCGUCAAUGUCAUAUUUUUACGUAUGUACCUUUGCACGUGAAAAAAGUUUAUUAGUCGUAACCCCACAAGCAAACUUAACCAAUCACGAAGCGUGCGAGUUCGAUAGGGAAACACGUGUAUCCAACGAUCAGCUGUCAACUACUACUGACAGUAAGCUGCUAAUAAUUCUAAAUGAGUACGAAUGAAGACAACGAGAAAUAAGACCGAAAAAUGUACGAACAAGCCGCAAGUAACUGGGCCAUUGGUCUGUACUCUCUGUUUGAUCCAACGAAUUUUUUGCCUUUUCUUCCGAAUUUAUGGAACAAACAAGCUAUCAGCUCGCGAUAUCCAAACGUCGCGAACACCAAAGUACGAAAGACCGAUGUUCUCGUCGGAUAUCUCGUUCUACUCUGGGUGAUACUGUAUUUAAUCUACAAGAAGUGUCUUAACUUACUGUUCAGGCGUAUGCGCUUUCCACUAAUACAACGAAAUAGAAUAAUCUGGGCAACAUGGAACUGCGGUGUUUGUUUUGGAAGUAUUUGUUACAUGAGGUUGUCAGCUAUUCAAAUUCAGAGUUUUGCAAUCCACGAGCAGCAAAUAACAUACCUUGAAAUGGGAAUUGCGCUUUACAAGAGCUUUUACUUUUAUCAAGCAGGAAUUGACAUUCUCUAUCAUGGUUCUUGGCUGAAGGGUUUUGCAAACUUACUCUUUGCAUCAUUUAUUCUGAAUCCAUAUCACCAGAAAUGGUGUACAAUUACAAGUACUUUUUUAAUUUAUAAAACUAUUGACAGUAUAAUAAUUAAUGUCUGUCGGAUUCUGUUGUGCAGUUUUCAAACUAUGAGAUCAGCCUGCAAGCUGUUGUUCCUAUUACACUGUCUAACUUGGGCAUAUUUAUACUUCUAUUAUGUGCCUCAAUACAUGCUUUGGUCAGAAGAAGUAAAUUAUGCACAAGUAGAACCUGGCUUAUGGCUAUGGUUUGCGGCAGAAUGCUUAGAUUCGGUAUGGCUAAAACUUGUUAAACAUGCGAAAGCCACUCAUUGGCUUGAAAUUUGUCUUUUUCCACCUCCAACACAGGAAGCAAUUGAGUUAGCAGGCAUUCACAAAAGACAUAAAGAAUCUCUGAAAAAAUAUAAUGAUAGUUUGUCAAAGAAAGUUGAAUUAUGGCAGACACUAGUUUGCGCGAUGGCAAUCAAAAAGAAGAUUAGAAGGCUUCGUGAAGCUAAAAACAACAAAUUCAUCGAAGAAAAAGAAGAAGCAAAAUUCGAACAUAUGUAAAGGAUCAACAAAUUAACGAAUUUAUACAAAAAUACUCUCAAAAAUUAGCAUUUAAACACUUACAGGAAAGGAUGUAUAGAAGAAGCUUGUAGAAAAAUUUAUAUUAUAAAUAUACAUUUUUUAUAUAAUGUA
This is a messenger RNA of Pseudomyrmex gracilis, 1635 nucleotides long. RefSeq lists its product as uncharacterized. The record is from RefSeq and is a predicted model, not a curated record. Bases 460 to 1503 code for a protein of 347 amino acids. NCBI's taxonomy places the organism in Eukaryota, Metazoa, Arthropoda, Insecta, Hymenoptera, Formicidae. The transcript is spliced from 7 exons.